AACAAUCUACACCCAUAAGCAAUCAUGUGGUUCACGCGUUCGAUUUGUACAUGCAGGGGCGGAGCUAGGAGUUGUUUUUAGGGUUAUUUACUGAAAAUUUAACUAAUUUCUCAUUGAUCUUCCCUUCUUGAUUGUUUUCUUUGACGGUGGAAAACAAAAUGCAAGGCUUUUGUCCUCUUCAUAUUUUCAACGCAUGGAACUCACUCAUCGUUCCCUCGUGAUCGUCAUUACCAUGGGUUUGUUUUUGGUGGGGUCUUCAAAAGCUGGACAAUCAUUCACCGUUGUCAUUCCAGUGACGUGUACAUUUUUAGCAUGAACUAUGAUAUCUUGUGGUUGUUAUGUGUUCUUGAAAUGGAGAAUAAAAAAUAGAAUUAUGCUUGUUGGCUCUUGCACUCUGAAGUUUUGUUAAGUCCUGCAUAAGGAUUUAUUUUGGUAGAGGAAAAGAGCUACCAAUAAUUACUAUGGCACGGGAGAGCAAGAAGCCGCUGUUGGAGAAACGUUACUAUGAGAACUGCCCUGGCUGUAAGACUGAUCUACUCAAGCAAUCAAGAACAGGCAUACCUGUUCGAGAGCUUGUUUCAAUAUGGAUUGCUUUGCUUUGCAAUGCUCUUCCAGUAUCAUCUCUCUUUCCAUUUCUUUAUUUCAUGAUAAGGGAUUUCCAAAUUGCAAAAAGAGUGGAAGAUAUAGGUUAUUAUGCUGGAAUUUUGGGAUCAUCAUUUAUGUUUGGCAGAGCAUUGACAUCUGUCUUAUGGGGUGUCAUGGCAGAUCGAUAUGGUCGUAAACCUGUUAUAAUUAUGGGAAGUUUCUCAGUGGUUAUUUUCAACACACUCUUUGGCCUUAGCCUUAAUUUUUGGAUGGCUAUUGGUGCAAGGUUUCUUCUCGGGAGUUUUAAUGGUUUACUGGGCCCAAUGACGGCUUAUGCAGUUGAAAUUUUCCGGGAAGAACAUCAAGCUUUAGGACUCUCAAUAGUCAGUACGUCAUGGGGUAUAGGCCUGAUCAUUGGUCCCGCGCUAGGAGGUUUCUUGGCCCAGCCAGCAGAUAAAUAUCCAAGUAUAUUCUCUAAAGAAUCUUUGUUUGGGAGAUUUCCAUACUUCUUACCGUGUUUAAGCAUCUCGCUUUUUGCGUUGGGAGUAACCAUUGCUUCCUGUUGGCUGCCGGAAACAUUGCACAUGCACAAUGAGAGCAAUAUGUCCCAAGAUGGCUUAUGUGCUGAUAUGGAAACUUCAUCACAUUGGAGUAAUGCAAAUGAGAAAAAGGAUGAAAUUGAAAAGAAUGAAUCAACGUCCAAAGGAAGUCUCAUAAGAAAUUGGCCUCUGAUGUCAUCUAUCAUUGUUUAUUGUGUGUUCUCACUUCAUGAUAUGGCUUAUUCAGAGAUAUUUUCACUGUGGGCUGAGAGUCCUAAAAAGUUUGGGGGUUUGAGCUAUUCAACUGAUGAUGUUGGAAAAGUCCUUGCAAUAUCAGGUCUCAGCCUUCUUGUCUUUCAACUGUGGCUCUAUCCAUACGUGGAGAGGUUUCUGGGCCCAGUAAUGAUAUCUCGCAUAGCAGGGAUUUUAUCCAUCCCAUUGCUGACAUGUUACCCUCUUUUAGCCACGUUGUCGGGGUUCAGCCUUUCCCUGAUUUUAAAUUGUAUAUCUGCAAUUAAGAAUGUUUUGUCGGUGUCUAUAGUAACUGGCAUGUUAAUGCUACAGAACAAUGCGGUGGAGCAACACCAAAGAGGAGCUGCCAAUGGCAUCAAUAUGACUGGAAUGUCUUUGUUCAAAGCGGUUGGUCCAGCCGGAGGAGGUGCCAUAUUUUCUUGGGCACAAAAGCGUCAAGAUUCUGCCUUUCUUCCAGGUGAUCAUAUGGUUUUCUUCAUGCUGAACGUGGUCGAAGCACUUGGAGUGCUAAUGACUUUCAAACCAUUUCUAAGGCAACGGCACCAAUAGAGAACAUGGAUUGGGAUGACGUUGCUUUGCACUGUUCAAUAUACAAUUGGCUGUGUUCAGGGUCAUUGUUAGCGAGUAUUAUGACUUCAUUGUUGGACCUAUGGUCAUACAUGUUGAUAUUAAACCAUUUGUGUUAUUUGAAUGCGGUUUGAAUUAUGAUAAUUGAAU
Molecule: messenger RNA, 2093 nt
Organism: Tripterygium wilfordii
Lineage: Eukaryota; Viridiplantae; Streptophyta; Magnoliopsida; Celastrales; Celastraceae
Product: protein ZINC INDUCED FACILITATOR-LIKE 1-like
Exons: 17
Coding region: 462-1925 (487 amino acids)
Biological process (GO): transmembrane transport; regulation of stomatal closure
Cellular component (GO): plasma membrane; plant-type vacuole membrane
Molecular function (GO): solute:potassium antiporter activity
Source: RefSeq, a predicted model, not a curated record